CCCCGCCGACUCGACACCUCUCUACUCCCGCUGCAGCUUGAAGCACUCACCGCGGCUCAGUCAGGUCCAAACCGGUCCGUCUCUCCGUCCGUCUCUCCGACCACAACCGUUCAGGAAGGAUGGCAGCCCACCACCCAGAGUUUGAGCGGGCUGGACAGAAUACAGGUCUCCAGAUAUGGAGGGUGGAGAACUUCGACCUGGUGCCCGUCCCGGAGAAACUGUACGGGGGAUUUUACACGGGGGACGCCUACCUUGUCCUCAACACCAUCAAGCAACGCUCAGGGAACCUGCAGUACGACCUCCACUUCUGGCUGGGUGAUUCCUGCAGCCAGGAUGAGAGCGGCUCGGCGGCCAUCUUUACAGUCCAAAUGGACGACUUCCUGGGAGGAAAACCCAUCCAGUACCGUGAGGUGCAGGGACAUGAGUCCAAAACAUUUCUCGGCUACUUCAAGUCUGGAAUCAAGUACAUGAAAGGGGGCGUUGCUUCUGGGUUCAAACACGUCGUCACCAAUGAGGUGGUUGUGCAGCGGGUGUUCCAGGUCAAAGGUCGCCGUGUUGUCCGGGCAACAGAGGUGCCUGUCAGCUGGGACAGCUUCAACCAGGGAGACUGCUUCAUCCUGGACCUGGGAGAUGAGAUCUACCAGUGGUGUGGCUCCCAGAGCAACCGCUUUGAAAAGCUGAAGGCCACUCAGGUGGCCAAGGGUAUCCGUGACAACGAGCGCAGUGGGAGAGCCCGAGUUUACGUCUGUGAAGAGGGGGUGGAGAGAGAGAAGAUGUUAGAGGUUUUGGGUCCUAAACCAGAUCUGCCUGAUGGAGCCUCGGAUGACAUCAAAGCUGAUGCUUCAAACAGGACGAGAGCCAAACUCUACAAGGUGUCCAAUGCUAGUGGGGGCAUGACCAUCGCACUGGUGGCAGCAGAGAACCCGUUUGCCCAGAGCGCCCUGGAGUCCGGAGACUGCUUCAUUCUGGACCACGGCUGCGAUGGCAAGAUCUUUGUCUGGAAAGGCAAAGACGCCAACAUGGACGAGCGUAAGGCAGCGAUGAAAGCAGCUGAGGAGUUCAUUAAGAAGAUGGGUUACCCCAAACACACCCAGGUCGAGAUCCUGCCAGAGAUGGGUGAGACGCCGCUCUUCAAACAGUUCUUUAAAAACUGGCGGGACAGAGAUCAGACGGUGGGCCUGGGCAUCGCCUACAUCGCUAACAGCAUCGCCAAGAUCGAGAGGGUGCCAUUCGACGCUGCCAGCCUGCACGACUCUGCCGCCAUGGCUGCCCAGCAUGGCAUGGUGGAUGACGGCAGUGGAGAGAAACAGAUCUGGCGCAUUGAGGGGUCUGACAAGGUGCUGGUGGAUCCGUCCACAUACGGUCAGUUCUACGGAGGAGACAGUUACAUCAUCCUUUACAACUACCGUCAUGGAGGACGUCAGGGACACAUCAUCUACAUGUGGCAGGGCGCGGAUUCCAGCCAGGACGAGAUCGGGGCCUCUGCGAUCCUUGGGGCCCAGCUGGAUGAGGAGCUCGGUGGUGGUCCUGUGCAGGUUGUUGGUGCUCCUAUAACCACUCAGGUGAGGGUGGUGCAGGGUAAGGAGCCGGCUCACCUGAUGAGUCUGUUUGGAGGACAGCCCAUGGUGGUGUACAAGGGAGGAACGUCCAGAGAUGGAGGUCAGUCUGCUCCUGCAGAAACUCGACUCUUCCAGGUGCGCUCCAACUCUGCAGGACACACCAGAGCGGUGGAGCUUGACGCAGCGUCCUCCAACCUGAACUCCAAUGAUGCGUUUAUUCUGGUGACACCCGGAGGCUCCUUCCUGUGGGUGGGAGUGGGUGCCAGUGACACCGAGAAGCAGGGUGCCCAGCAGCUGUGUGACAUUCUGGGAGUGUCGUCCUCUGAGCUGUCUGAGGGAGGAGAGACUGAUCAGUUCUGGGACGCUCUGGGAGGAAAGAGCGAAUACCGCACCUCCAGCAGACUGAAGGACAAGAUGGAUGCUCACCCACCCCGGCUCUUCGCCUGCUCCAAUAAGACCGGAAACUUCAUCAUCGAGGAGGUGCCUGGGGAGAUGACUCAAGAGGACCUCGCCACUGAUGAUGUCAUGAUCCUGGAUACCUGGGAGCAGGUGUUUGUCUGGAUCGGAAAUGAGGCCCAGGAGGAGGAGAAGACUGAAUCAAUGGCAUCUGCGGUCCGUUACAUCGAGACAGAUCCGGCUAACAGAGACCGCAGGACACCCAUCGUCAAGAUCAAGCAGGGCUUCGAGCCGCCGACCUUCAGCGGCUGGUUCCUGGGCUGGGACCACGAGUACUGGACCAGCGACCCUCUGGAGCGCGCCAUGGCUGAACUGGCCCUGUGAACCCCUCCUGCCCCUCCCUUUCUUCUACCUUUACAGCCCUGACCUUAGACCGCCCUGCUCCGCUGCAAGCACCGAGCUCUAUCUUAAGACUUCUCAGCCGCAAUACUCCCUGAAAAUAAGAGGGCUUUUUUUUUUUUUUUUAAACCUUAUUUUAAGGGAUGCAUGGCGAUGAAGAAGUGUUUUAAUCCACUUUGUCUCACGGGCUACAAUGAUGCUUUAAAACCAUUAAAACACAAGCAGAGUGUUACACAGGCAUCCAGUUGGGUUUUGCACUAAAAAGAAUCUGCGACUCUAUGACUUUAGAUCGAAUCCAUUUUUCUCACUUUCACUGUGAACCUGUUAACUAAAAGCAAAAAACACACACAGCAAGACAGUGUGAAGCAUCGGUGUGCUGAAAGGUUGGAAAACUCACUGCCAAGAACUCACCGCACUUAAAAGCAAUACAACCAACGCCUUAAUAUCUGUUCAGUUUAAAGUAAACCUGCUUUUUUUUAAAGGUACUGUUCAAGCUUUCCAUGUAGGACACAUUAUAGGCAAGAGGUUGGCACCUUUAAUGAAGACAUCUUUCAUGAUAUUUAUUUUUUUAAGUGAGAUUCAAGCCCAGGAAGCUUGUGCGAUGCUGUUUUAGCCAAUUAUACAUGUUUAUGGGAAACAGACGCUUUGCUGCUUGUCUUCUGUGACACUUUCUAAACGUUUCCCCAAAGUCUUCUUAUCAUUUCAAUAAAAACUAAUAAAAACUACUGAAA
Molecule: messenger RNA, 3085 nt
Organism: Labrus bergylta (ballan wrasse)
Lineage: Eukaryota; Metazoa; Chordata; Actinopteri; Labriformes; Labridae
Gene: gsna
Product: gelsolin a
Biological process (GO): cell projection assembly; central nervous system development; barbed-end actin filament capping
Cellular component (GO): cytoplasm; actin cytoskeleton
Molecular function (GO): actin filament binding; phosphatidylinositol-4,5-bisphosphate binding
Source: RefSeq, a predicted model, not a curated record